This is a messenger RNA of Rhodamnia argentea, 2852 nucleotides long. Its product is annotated as ATP-dependent RNA helicase dbp-5-like. The record is from RefSeq and is a predicted model, not a curated record. The transcript is spliced from 19 exons. Gene Ontology annotation, cellular component: THO complex; transcription export complex. Gene Ontology annotation, biological process: mRNA export from nucleus. Gene Ontology annotation, molecular function: RNA helicase activity; nucleic acid binding; protein binding. The coding region runs from base 80 to 2680 and encodes 866 amino acids. NCBI's taxonomy places the organism in Eukaryota, Viridiplantae, Streptophyta, Magnoliopsida, Myrtales, Myrtaceae.
GCUCAACGGUGGUCAACACUCCGCACAAGCUCAAAAAGUCAGCUUCCCGGGAUUCGACAAUCUGGACUGGAAGCCGACGAUGCGCGGCGACGCGACGGCCUGGGACGAGGACGCCUACAGAGAGAGCAUCUUGAAGGAGAGGGAAGUCCAGACCCGAACCGUGUUCCGCACCGCCUUCCCCCCCUCCCCGAACCCUAACCCCGACGCCGUCGUCGUCGCCUCCAGCGACGGCUCCGUCGCCUCCUACUCCAUCUCUUCCUGCUUAUCCAAUCGCGUAAGUCCUUCGUGCCCGGGGCAUCGAGUCCUCAUCGAGCUCUCUCCGUGGCUUUCGCAUGAUUUUGGGCCAAAAUCCACGAGGGUCAGACUGCAGUCAUUGCGUUUUGCCGACACGAAGACUCAAGAUGUGUUAGAGGCUGAACCUGCUUGUUUCCUUCAAGGGCAUGAUGGACCUGCCUAUGAUGUCAAAUUCUAUGGUGAUGGUGAAGAUUCUCUUCUACUGAGUUGUGGUGAUGAUGGGCGGAUUCGGGGGUGGAUGUGGAGAGACUUUAUGAGCUCAGAGGCGCGUCACCAUUCACAAGGAAACAGUGCAAAUCCAGUACUUGAUUUGGUAAAUCCUCAAAGUCGAGGUCCUUGGGGUGCCCUUUCACCAAUCCCUGAGAACAAUGCCCUGGCUGUUGAUGUUAAGCGGGGAUCCAUUUAUGCUGCAGCCGGUGAUUCUUGUGCAUAUUGUUGGGACGUGGAGUGUGGUAAAAUAAAAAUGGUUUUCAAAGGGCAUUCUGACUACCUGCACUGUAUAGUUGCUCGGAAUUCUUCGAGUCAGAUUAUAACAGGUUCGGAGGACGGGACGGCAAGAAUAUGGGAUUGCAGAAGUGGUAAGUGCGUCCAAGUAGUUGAUCCAGACAAAGGCCAUAAGAAAGGUUUCUUCUCAAGUGUUAGUUGCCUUGCUCUCGAUGCAAGUGAGAGUUGGUUGGUCUGUGGUCGGGGUCGGGAUUUAUCUAUCUGGAGUAUAUCUGCUUCUGAUUGCAUAGCAAAAAUCUCAACCAGUGCUCCUGCGCAGGAUGUCUUAUUUGAUGAUAAUCAGAUAUUAGAGGUUGGAGCUGAACCUUUGAUCAGUCGUUUAGACAUGAAUGGGGCGGUUCUUUCUCAGAUACAUUGUGCGCCUCAGUCAGUGUUUUCGGUUUCUUUGCAUCAAUCUGGUGUAACCGCAGUCGGGGGUUAUGGAGGCUUAGUUGACGUGAUUUCCCAGUUCGGAAGCCACCUUUGCACAUUUCGCUGCAAAUGCGUGCGGAAAUUUAUAUAUUCGGGAUUUAGUAAUUUGAGCACUCGUCAAGGUGCUCCCCGCCCGAUCGCCGAAGCUUCUCCGGUCGCCUUCCUGUCUCGAUCGAUCGGCCGAUCCCGCUUCUCUUCGUCCGUCGAAGCAGCCCCGUCGGCAUCAGCAAUGGCAGGAGUUGUCUCAGAAGGGUCGGCGUUCGACUCUCGUCAGUAUGAUGCUAAGAUGAGUGAGCUACUUUCGGCCGAUGGGGAGGAUUUCUUUACAUCUUAUGAUGAGGUGUAUGAGAGUUUUGAUGCUAUGGGCUUGCAAGAGAAUCUCCUGAGGGGCAUUUACGCAUAUGGUUUUGAGAAACCCUCAGCAAUUCAGCAGAGGGGAAUUGUGCCAUUCUGCAAAGGUUUAGAUGUUAUUCAACAGGCUCAAUCAGGAACUGGAAAGACAGCCACUUUCUGCUCUGGCAUUUUGCAACAACUUGAUUACGGUUUGGUGGAGUGCCAGGCUUUGGUUCUGGCUCCCACUAGGGAACUUGCACAGCAGAUUGAGAAGGUCAUGCGAGCUCUUGGAGACUAUCUUGGUGUCAAAGUACAUGCUUGUGUUGGUGGAACCAGUGUUCGUGAAGACCAACGAAUCCUUUCUAGUGGGGUUCAUGUUGUAGUUGGUACUCCUGGACGUGUAUUUGACAUGCUCCGAAGACAGUCCCUUCGUCCUGAACACAUCAAGAUGUUUGUGUUAGAUGAGGCAGAUGAAAUGCUUUCACGUGGUUUCAAGGAUCAGAUCUACGACAUUUUCCAGCUUCUUCCAUCAAAAAUUCAGGUUGGUGUAUUCUCUGCCACAAUGCCACCUGAAGCUCUUGAGAUUACAAGGAAGUUUAUGAACAAACCUGUUAGGAUUCUUGUGAAGCGUGAUGAGCUCACUCUGGAAGGUAUCAAGCAGUUUUAUGUCAAUGUCGAUAAGGAGGAAUGGAAGCUCGAGACUCUUUGUGAUCUAUAUGAAACUCUGGCUAUUACCCAAAGCGUCAUCUUUGUAAACACCAGGCGCAAAGUUGACUGGCUCACAGACAAAAUGAGGAGCCGAGACCACACUGUAUCAGCCACCCAUGGAGAUAUGGACCAGAAUACUAGAGACAUUAUCAUGCGUGAAUUUCGCUCGGGAUCAUCCCGUGUGCUAAUCACCACAGAUCUUUUGGCCCGUGGUAUCGACGUUCAGCAAGUCUCUCUUGUUAUUAAUUAUGACCUGCCGACACAACCCGAGAACUAUCUUCAUCGUAUAGGGCGUGGUGGAAGGUUUGGAAGGAAAGGUGUCGCCAUCAACUUUGUUACGAAGGAUGAUGAGAGGAUGCUGUCUGAUAUCCAGAGGUUCUACAACGUGGUCAUUGAGGAGCUUCCAGCAAAUGUUGCAGAUCUCCUGUAAUAGGAUUUUGCAUUCAGUGGUAGGAUGCUUGAGACCCAUCUUGUGAAAGAGUGACUCAAUGUGCUAUGCUUUUGGUUUUACUUCUCGUCUUAUAGGCACAGACUUCAUCAUAAUUUUGAAACUGGUAAGUUGAUAUUUGAGUGAUAUGUCAUGAAAGCUUGCAUUUGCAGUA